UCGUGCUUUGUAGAACAAGGUGGGGUUAGCUGUUGUGCCCCUCUAUGUGACGUCGGAUCUGGUGUGAUUGAUAUCUCUCGGCCUGUGAGCUUGUCUGCAAUUUAUCAGAUCCGACGAGACCUUAUAUCUGGAACAUCGAACCUAGCGAGCCAUCAAGGUCCACGUCUCCGUACAUAUUCAUAUAAUAAGUCCAAGUCACCUGUUAGUUAACAUGGCCGGCUGCCUCUUCUGCAAGAUCAUCAAGGGAGAAAUCCCCUCUUUCAAGCUCUUCGAGAGCGACAGGACCUUUGCGUUCCUCGACAUCAACCCUCUGAGCAAGGGCCAUGCUCUCGUCAUCCCCAAGUUCCACGGCGCCAAGCUCACUGACAUCCCCGACGACCAGCUGAGCGAGAUCCUGCCCGUGGUCAAGAAGCUCGCCGCGGCAACCGGCGCCACCAACUAUAACGUCCUGCAGAACAACGGCCGCAUCGCCCACCAGGUUGUUGAUCAUGUCCACUUUCACAUGAUCCCCAAGCCGAAUGAGGAGCAAGGACUCGGAGUAGGCUGGCCCCAGCAGGCCACAGACAUGGACGCGCUAAAGGCGCUUUGCGAGGAGAUCAAAGCGAAGAUGUGAGGGUGUUUCAAGAGGCUUUCCCCGAAGUAGCUAUAUAUGUUAAUGUAUGGCUAAACGACUACUCGUCUAGUUGAUAGACCUUCAACUCAAAAAGUUCACCCAAAAAAGAAGAA
Daldinia loculata is the source of this 726-nucleotide messenger RNA. RefSeq names its product HIT-like protein. Bases 212 to 613 code for a protein of 133 amino acids. Gene Ontology annotation, molecular function: catalytic activity. The transcript is spliced from 5 exons. Gene Ontology annotation, biological process: nucleotide metabolic process. NCBI's taxonomy places the organism in Eukaryota, Fungi, Ascomycota, Sordariomycetes, Xylariales, Hypoxylaceae. The record is from RefSeq and is a predicted model, not a curated record.